Messenger RNA from Aspergillus candidus, 2313 nucleotides. Its product is annotated as sugar porter family MFS transporter. The record is from RefSeq and is a predicted model, not a curated record. Gene Ontology annotation, molecular function: carbohydrate:proton symporter activity. Gene Ontology annotation, biological process: transmembrane transport; carbohydrate transport. The transcript has 8 exons. Lineage: Eukaryota; Fungi; Ascomycota; Eurotiomycetes; Eurotiales; Aspergillaceae. Gene Ontology annotation, cellular component: membrane. Bases 571 to 2163 code for a protein of 530 amino acids.
CCCCCCCCCCCCCACGUGGAGCCUGUGGGCUGUGGUGGUAAGAGGGGUGGAAGGCUUGACUGUAAGCCAAUCUUGCUACGGGGACCUGCUCCGGAGGAUGCGGAGCAAUGGCAUUCUCUCCAGAAACAGAUGAUGGACAGUGACCCAAAAACACUUUAGACCUAAUCAGAAAGGAGACCAAGACAUUUGGAAGUUGGUGGCGCCUGCUCACGUCGUGUCACCCAAGCCUUUGUCCAGUCUCAAGCUGAACUCUAUUCCCCUAUCUCACUGUCACUGGUGGGGAUAUGGUGGGAAUGAAAUCAGCAGACUGCACUGAUCUUGGUGAAUACUACACAUUCAUGUGUCAUUGCUUGCUUGCAACCAGGGUUCGUGAGGGUAGUGAAUAGGUUUGCUAGUACUAUUUAAACUGCGGCUGCGACUGCCGCGGCUGCCCCUGGAGCUUCUUUCUUCCUUUUUUUUCUUUCCCUUUUCCCACCUUUUUCACUUUUUGACUUCUGUCAUUAUCUUGCGAGUUGUGGUUAACGCGAUCGAUGGGACCUGUGGAAUAAUCUCCCAACGAUCUUCGACAUCAUGAAGACGAUCUACAAUGUCUAUUUCCUGUGUAGCUUCAUCACCCUGGGUGGUGGGCUCUUCGGCUUCGAUAUCUCGUCGAUGAGUGGUGUGCUGGGCACCAACGCCUACACGAACUAUUUCCAAGUCGGUUCCGGCCAGUACAAACAGGGUGCUAUCACCUGUGCGAUGCCAUUCGGCUCGCUUGCCGGUGCUCUGGUUUCGAGUUUCUUUGCCGAUCGUUACUCGCGUGUCCUUACCAUUCAAAUGUCCACGAUUCUUUGGAUCCUGGGUUCUAUCUUCAUGGCCGCCUCUAAUGGCAUAGCCCUCCUGGUCGUCGGCCGUGUCAUUGCGGGUAUCUGUGUUGGCAUCUCAUCGGCCAUGGUGCCAGUCUACCAGGCUGAAGUUGCGCCCAAGGAGAUCCGAGGCCGAGUCAUCUCUCUACAGCAGUGGGCUAUUACCUGGGGUAUCUUGAUCCAAUACUUUAUUCAAUAUGGAGCCAGCAACAUCGAUGGCGGCCCGGAUAACCCUACCCAAAGCACCGCCGCGUUCCGCAUUCCCUGGGGCAUUCAGAUCGUGCCGGGCGUCAUCCUCUUUGUCGGUCUCUUCUUCUUCCCCAAGUCCCCCCGUUGGCUGGCAAGCAAAGACCGUUGGGAAGAGGCCAUCCAGGUCCUCGCUAGGCUCCACGGAAACGGCGAUAUCAACCACCCCAAAGUCCUUGCCGAGUACCGCGAGAUUGAGGAAGCCCUGAGAAUCGAACGCGAACAAGCGAACUCCAGCUACCAAGUCCUCCUUGAACCACGAAUGUUCAAGCGUGUUAUCCUCGGUAUUAGCCUGCAGAUGUGGUCCCAACUCUGUGGCAUGAACGUCAUGAUGUACUACAUUGUAUAUAUCAUGCAGAGUACCGGAACCGGAUCGCCUCUCUUGACGGCAUCGAUUCAAUACAUCCUGAACACGGCACUCACACUGCCCGCGAUCAUCUAUCUGGACAAAUUUGGGCGUCGCAAGGCUCUUUUGAUUGGAUUCGCCUGCCAGGCCAUCUUCCUCUACAUCGAAGGUGGUUUGCAGGCUGGAUUCGGCGCACCGAAUCCCGGCACGGAUCCGAAACUUGACGCAAUCUCCUGGACCGUGGCCGCACAUCCCUCUGUCGGAAAAGCCAUUAUCGCCCUUUCUUAUCUCUUCGUGUGUUCCUUUUCUACCACAGUCGGUCCCACCAGCUGGACAUACCCGGCCGAGAUUUACCCGUCUAAGGUUCGCGCCAAGGCCGUCUCGCUGGCGACGGCGUCCAACUGGACCUGGAAUUGUCUGCUGGCGCUAUUUGUCCCGGCUUUGCUGUGGUCUAUCAACUGGAAGAUGUACAUGAUUUUCGCCGCUUUCAACACCGCAGCGUUCGUUCACAUGUUCUUGACCGCCCCCGAGACCAAGGGUUACACACUGGAGGAGAUGGACGACGUCUUCAACAGCGGAGUACCCGCCUGGCGGAAGCUUGAGAGGAAGAGCAGACUAGACGACCUCGAACAGGAGAUUGUCCAGGGCAACCUCAAGGUCUCAGCUCCUGGUGAUGAGAACGACACGUCUGUCCCGGUUGAGGAGACUCCGGUCAAGACUGGCUGAUCUCAGUUUGUGGAACUUGGUUUGUUCUUUCUACCGACAAGAACAAGGUUGAUGGAAUCGGUUUUGUAAUGGAUGUGGAAAUUAUUAGUCUCGUCUAGCUUAAACGAUGUAGUACCUUAAGACAAUUGGAAUUGAACCGUUGCAAUCUCA